Messenger RNA from Strongylus vulgaris, 684 nucleotides. Lineage: Eukaryota; Metazoa; Nematoda; Chromadorea; Rhabditida; Strongylidae. The record is from the annotation of a GenBank genome assembly.
AUGGAAGAGUCGGAUGAAGAACUAGCCUCUGGGUCGGAGCAUAGUUUAGAGGAUGAGCAUGAAGAAGGCGAAGAUGAAGAACACCUGUUUGAAUCUGACGAUGACGAUGAAGAUGAAAAGAUGGAAGAGGAUGACCAGUCUGGCGAAGAUCAUUUUGGUCAUCGCAGUGUCCGGUCAUCCAACGAUUGGGGCGGUCUGGCCCGUAAAGCUCUCGAACAAUUUCAUCCAAACGAGCAAGUGAGACUAAACUGGAUGAAGAUCAUAUAUGGAGAAGAAGAUGAAGCUCCGGUAGUGAAGGAAGAAGAUAUUGCUGACGGUUUAUUCAAAGUGCGAAAAGCAGCGACGAAGCCAUUGUGGCAGCAGGAGGAUGGUCUUUUGUGGCAUCAAUGUGCCUCAACUUCUUAUGCUGCUCCGGAUUGGACUAACGAAGAAACGAGAUUGUCUAUAGCGGAUUGCUUCGUUACUGGAAAUUGGACAGAAGAUGAUGAAGAGGAAAAGGAGUUGAGAGAUCAUAUGGAUGAAGAAAUGGAGGAUGAUGCUGAUGUCAAGGAGGAAGAGGAAGCAAAAGAUGGUGAUGACAAGAAACUUUCUGCUCUUGAACGAGCCGAAGCUGCAGCUCAUGAAAGGCGAGCGGAGGAAAAGAUAAAAUUGAAACAGCGGUUCAAUGAUGAUUAUGAUGAGUCA